Molecule: messenger RNA, 606 nt
Organism: Echinostoma caproni
Lineage: Eukaryota; Metazoa; Platyhelminthes; Trematoda; Plagiorchiida; Echinostomatidae
Source: the annotation of a GenBank genome assembly
AUGAUGCUUCGCAAAGUUAUAUCAAUUCUGGGUCACGUCCUGUUUUUCUUGUCCUAUUACUGCCGCGCCGGAGAUGUUGUUUGGGCUGUAAAUUGUGGUGGUUCCGGUCAUGUGGAUUCCAAUGGUAUUGAAUACAUGGCUGAUCCGUUGGUUGUCGGCACGGCUUCAGAUUACGGUCGGUCCUUCACCAUCAAUCGGGUCGCGGUAGAAGAUCAGAUUCUAUAUCAAACUGAACGGUAUCACACGGGUGAUUUCUCAUACAAUAUACCGAUCCCGGAAGAUGGUGAAUAUGUGCUCACGUUCAAAUUUUCCGAAGUCUGGUUUACCGAUCCUGAUCAAAAGGUUUUUCAUGUGCACCUGAACAAAGCGAUCCCGGUCACUGAAGAGUUGGACAUUUUUGGUCAAGUCAGUUUUGUUACCGCACUCGAUCAGCACAUCCCGAUCCGGAUCGCAGAUGGCCUGUUGCACGCGCACAGUCAGUCCGUCCGGUUGAACAAAGGAACAUUCAGUGUGGAUUUUAUUAAGACCGAUCGGGAUAAUCCCAAGGUGAAUGCGAUCAUUCUGACGAGGGGCUCGGUGACCGGUAAGCACCUUUUCGCCACUUAG